AUGUCGGACUAUGCGCGCCCGACGGGAAGUCAGCCAAUUGAAAUGACGGAUAUGCGAGAAGUUCAUCGGACUGGGGAGAAUGGGACAAUCCAAAGGGCAAGCUCGAUAGCCACCGAUGAAGACGAGGAAGAGAACGAUGGACUACCAACAGACCCUUUUGAACCGUUUGGUGAUGUCGAGCCGGCAACGGGGAGCAUCCUCACCUUUCGUGCCUUAAUUGUGGGCUGCUUGUGUGGAACGCUUGUGAACGCCUCCAAUUUGUACCUUGGGCUCAAGGCUGGUUGGACUGACUCGGCCAAUAUUUUCGGGUCCAUCAUUGGCUUUGCACUGCUGCAGCCAUUAACGUCGCAUCUGUCUUCUCUGGGAUACCACAGCCAACAUUUUGGGCCUCAGGAAAAUAACAUCGUCCAAACUGCGGCUACCGCUGCUGGGGGAUUAUCCAAUGUCUUUGUCUCCGCUAUACCCGCAUUGUACCAACUGGGAUUACUCACCACGCCCAGUAAGGACUUUGCACGCUUAGUAGCUAUCACCGCAGCUGGAGGAUACUUUGGCCUCCUCUCUGCGGCUCCCUUGCGCAAAUUGUUCAUUUUCCAAGUGGCAAGAGAACUCCAGCUUAUCUUUCCUUCGUCGUCGGCAACAGCCAUUACCAUCCGAGGCAUGCAUCUUGCAGCCAGCGGUGCAUACGAAGCUCGGCAGAAAAUGCGAACUCUGGCGUACAGCUUCCUCUUCGCUAUGCUGCUGCGCGUAGUAUCUCAAUAUGCCAUUGGUAUCCUAUGGGACUGGCAUAUUUUCACUUGGAUCGCGUCAACUGGCUUCAUGGCAGACACAGCCAUGGCUAUAGAAAGCUGGGGCUGGUAUAUUGAAUGGACCCCGGCCUUUAUCGGGUCUGGAAUGCUGGUUGGUGUGAAUGUUGCUGCCUCCUUCGUUCUCGGAUCGAUCCUCGCUUGGGGAGUCAUAGGGCCCUAUCUGGUGUCUCAUGGAUUAGCGUUCGGAAAGGAGGCGACCUCACCUGACGGGCUCGUCUCAUACUUCUCCUUGUCAGCUGAGUUUGCAGAUGCCCAACAUCCUAGUCCUCAGUACUGGCUUCUGUGGCCAGGAGUUGUGUGUAUGAUAGCGGCGGCGUUCACAGAACUAUUCUGCCAAUGGCGGGUUAUAUGGAUAGCGACCCGCGGUUUGUGGCAAGCCCUUAAGACACGACGACAAAAGGAAUACACUUAUACGACCAUUGGUGGUGAGAAGAAUCUUGCCAAUAAGGACAACAUCCGAUUGUGGAUGUGGCUUCCCGGGCUCGUAGUGAUAAUAGCUGUUACUUGCUUUAUUACGAGCGUGCAAUUUGAAAUGUCUGUGGCAGAGACGUUACUUGCGCUCACACUGGCGUUUCUUCUCUCACUACUCGCGAUCCACGCUUCUGGAGCGACAGACACCGUACCGCUUUCAUCUCUCUCUAAAGUGACACAAGUUGCCCUCGGAGUAACUACACAAGGGUCCGCGAGCAUCGAAAGCGCGCAGCGCUUAAACCUACUUGGCGGGGCUCUCACCAAUAUCGGGGCGAACCAGGCAUGCGAUCUUAUGGGUGAUUUCCGCGUGGGCUUUCUUCUAGGCACAUCACCACGUCUCCAAUACGCUGCACAGAUGAUAGGAACACUAGUCGCUGCCCUUGUGGCCCCUACAAUGUUUCUGAUCUUCGCUUCUGCAUACCCCUGUAUUCUGUCAACUGAAGAGACUGCUGGGGACGGUGGGGGCCAUCGGUGCGAGUUCCCAGCACCCGGUGUCGCCGCCUGGCGCGCCAUCGUCCUCGCCGUGACAAGGCCCGAAUCACCAAUACCACCAAGUAGCUGGGUGUUUUCUAUAUUCAUGGCAGUAUUGGCCAGCGCGAUGGUAUUAGUGAAAAACCUCUGCACUCGUAAAUGGACCAGCAUACAGCCCUAUUACCCCAACAUGGUGAUUGUUGCGAUGGCGUUCACUCUGCCGUCGACGCAGUACGGAACGGCUAUGCUAAUUGGGGCCGUGGUUGCCUCUAUAUGGAAGAAAAAGCGCCCUGACGGGUUUGAAAAAUAUGCAUAUGCCGUGGCGGCUGGUGCCAUGGCUGGUGAAGGUAUCGGAGGAGUCGUGAAUGCUAUCCUGUCCGGUAUCGGGCUGGAUGGUGGAAGUUUCGGCACCACAGUUGGUACGCCAAAGCUUAUCUGA
Messenger RNA from Aspergillus bombycis, 2187 nucleotides. RefSeq lists its product as uncharacterized. Bases 1 to 2187 code for a protein of 728 amino acids. Gene Ontology annotation, molecular function: oligopeptide transmembrane transporter activity. Lineage: Eukaryota; Fungi; Ascomycota; Eurotiomycetes; Eurotiales; Aspergillaceae. The record is from RefSeq and is a predicted model, not a curated record. The transcript has 8 exons. Gene Ontology annotation, cellular component: fungal-type vacuole membrane.